Messenger RNA from Caenorhabditis angaria, 604 nucleotides. The record is from the annotation of a GenBank genome assembly. Lineage: Eukaryota; Metazoa; Nematoda; Chromadorea; Rhabditida; Rhabditidae.
AUGGAAAUCACUAAUAAAAAUAACGAACAACAACUUGCUAUUCCUGUGCGAAUCACUCUAUUGGAACGAGUCGAACUUCUCGAAUACAAUUUGCAACGAGCUGAGGAAAAAAACAUCAUUCUGAUGAUGGUGAGUUCAACUGUUUUUGGGAGUGGUUUUUUUCUUAAAUGAAAGGUUUUCAGAUGGUGAAAGGUGCAACCGAAGGACAAAAUCAAAUCAAUACUCGUUUGGAUGAAUUCGGCGAUGUGCAGGUGAAGAUGAUGAAGAAUUUCAAACAUUCUGUGACAUUUGGAGGUGAGCUCUUCGACUUUUUAGUUGAAAAUAUUGAUUUUUUUUCAUUUUUCAGACCAACCCAUCGUCGAGCAACAUGUAUAUGAUCAAGAUGCGAUAAUUCACUCCACUCCAACACAAACACCAAGUAGAAAUGAAAAAGAUAAGAAGAAAUCUGGAAGCAUAAGAAAACGUGGGGAACAAGUGAUUGGAAAGAAGCCAAAAACAGUUAUGGAGACCAUUAGAAGAAGUGUAAGUCAUGCGAGGUUUUGAAAUUUUCAAAAAAUUGAUGUUUUUUCAGCCCCGCUUGCGUGCAAAUCAAAACAAGAAAUAA